CCGCGACUGCACUGCGAGACGCGAGAAAAAAAUUGUUUUCGUAAAUAGCUGAGGCGCAGCAGAUCAGUGUUUCAAAAUAUUAAUUUAUAAUUUAAUUCGCGUUUCUGCGGGUGAGUCAGCUGCUAAUUUAGAAUUAUAGGUGUAUGAAGUAAAACGCAACGCAUACUAAAGUUGGAUGCAAAAGUUUGGGUGCUGUGGGGGAGUUUUGCAUUUUUUGUGGCAAGCAGAAUCUGAGGAGCAGAGGUACCGGAGGAUACUACGGGAGGUAGAGGUUUCCCUUCCCUGAUAUCAUUUCUUGUAGAAUAGCAGAUUAUGGUCAGUCUGAUCAGAAAUUUCGGCUCAAACGCGGGAGGUCGAUUCUUCGAAGAAGCCAGGAUGGACGAUAGUAACACGAUGCUGGAUCCGAUACUGGCCACCGAGGAUGAUGACGGAUUCCGUCCGCUGCGUACCGUGCCGGCUUUCAGCUUCCAUCUGCUUAUCUCGAGCUGCAUUUCGCUGACGGGAAUUAUCCUGGCUGCUACCUGGGAGGAUAACCAACGCUGUGAAGCAUAUUUCAUAAUGCUGUAUCUGAGAGCCGCCUUCUGGUUGAUAACCUACGUCUUCGAUCGCUUUGUCAAACAUCGCCACGAGAAGUUACGCCUCGAUGGGUAUCAUGAUUUUCACCGGUCCACCAGCCGGCAUCGGUCAGUUCCGCUGCAAAUCGUAUCGUUGUGGAACACUUUCCUGCUGGCGAUCCAGACGUUGAUUCAGCACUACUAUGGGGACAGUUUUGCCGAGAAGUGUGUCAUUGUGGGUCUGCUGUCGCCGAUCGUCUACAUUACGCUGUUUUGUUCGCUCGAAACGGUGGUUUUGGGAUUUGUACAUGGAUUUUAUAUUGCCAAAGUGGUUCGGUUCAACCGAAUGGCACCGCCGCCGGAUGCGCUGCAGGGAUCGAGCAGUCACAUCGGUGGUUCGCUGGGACUAACCCAGCGUGGACUGAGCACCGCCGAGCUACUAGAAAAGCAAGCAGACCUGAUCAACUAUUUGAAGGACCACAACCUUCAGCUGAACCAGAAAAUCAUGCAAAUGAACGCCCAGGUUCGAACGGUGUCGUACCCGGGUUGACUGCACUUGUUUCAACGAAUGGGGCAUUAGAUGAUAAGAAAGGUAAGAUCGAUUUUACUAUUGAGCUUUUCCACACAAAGAAGAAAUUUUUUAACAGCUCCCGCGGAUUUAUUGUCUGGAUUUGGGAGUUGGGAGUAAUUAGUAAAGAACUAAUUGGACUGAUUGUUUUUGUUAAGGUUGUAGUUAGUUAAGGUCCGUAGUGUGUACCAAAUUUUUGGAGAAGCUGUGUGAUGUUUAAGAUAAUAAUGGAGGUCAAAACUGAAGACCUCAGGAUGGUGUCAUUUCUGUUUCGAAAAGCUUCGAUAACAUUUUAAUUACUUCAUUACAAAAAAAAGGAUGUUUUGUUUUCGAACAAUAAAAUGUAGAAUUCGUUUUGU
This is a messenger RNA of Armigeres subalbatus, 1481 nucleotides long. Its product is annotated as transmembrane protein 192-like. Bases 313 to 1104 code for a protein of 263 amino acids. Lineage: Eukaryota; Metazoa; Arthropoda; Insecta; Diptera; Culicidae. Gene Ontology annotation, cellular component: lysosomal membrane; late endosome. The transcript has 6 exons. The record is from RefSeq and is a predicted model, not a curated record.